Danio aesculapii is the source of this 1803-nucleotide messenger RNA. It is a transcript of the gene neurl2, whose product is annotated as neuralized E3 ubiquitin protein ligase 2. The coding region runs from base 230 to 1057 and encodes 275 amino acids. Gene Ontology annotation, biological process: intracellular signal transduction. Lineage: Eukaryota; Metazoa; Chordata; Actinopteri; Cypriniformes; Danionidae. Gene Ontology annotation, molecular function: ubiquitin protein ligase activity. The record is from RefSeq and is a predicted model, not a curated record. The transcript is spliced from 2 exons.
AAAAAUAGCCAGCACUUCAGAACUAGAAACUUUCCCGAGCCACAAGGGUGCCAUGGUGGAGGUAUCAACCACCAAGAAAACAAAAAAUAAUGCUUUUAAAAAGGAUUCCCCCAAAAUGGAGGACUCAUAACCCUGAGAAAAAUGUAAAUAUUGUGCUUGAGUGACUUUGUAUUCUUGCUUCAAAACAAAAUCAUUCUCUUGUUUCAACUGACUCAAAGACACUUUAAAAAUGGCAGCAGUUUUGGAUCAAUUUAUGGAAUUUCACUCAGUUCAUGGGACUAACGUUCAACUGGACCCUUCGAGGACUCGGGCCACCAGAGUAGAAAGUUUUGCAAAUGGCGUCUGCUUCAGUAAAGACCCUUUAAGCCCAGGAGAGAUUUUCCUAGUGGAGAUUGAAGAGAAAGAACUAGGCUGGUGCGGUCAUUUGAGGAUCGGACUGACUGCCCAUGACCCUCGAACGCUGGACACUGUGCCAGAAUACUCUCUGCCUGAUCUGGUGGAAAAGGGAGACAGCUGGGUGUUCGCAAUCACAAGAAAUCACAAUAAAGUCACUGAGGAUGAAGGAGCAGAAGUAGAACAGCCAAAUGAGGGUAAUGACACCAGCAGCAAACCUAAAACCUUUUUCACAGACACUCACUUGUAUAUAGAAAACAUGGGAAUACCUAGAGAUAAACUAGUGGGACGCAGUCGACCAGGGAGGUUCAGUCACAUUCUGGACGAUCUGUACAAAACCAACGCUCUACCGCCAACUGCCCGCCGUAGUCGGAUAGGGGUUGUCUAUGUGCCAAAGGGACAAGGUUGUGCCGACAUGCAUAUUAUCAUCAACGGUGAAGACAUGGGAGCCUCUGCUAAAAGGAUUCCCAUUAAUAAGCCAUUAUAUGCAGUUGUGGAUGUAUUUGCAGCUACCAAAUGUGUUCGGAUUGUUCAGGUGGAAUAUGGCUUUACCUCGUUGCAGACGCUCUGCCGACAGACAAUCCAGAAACACAUCGUUCACAGGAUGGCUUUGGAUUGGUUGGAACUUCCGGAGUUACUUAAACAUUAUUGUAAAUAUGAGUGAGCAAGACAUAUUAGCCCUUGUGGAUAAUUAUAGACACUUUAUUUUUUGCUUACAUGUUGGCUGUGUUAUUGCAAGUAGCUUAAAUUUUGGUAAAAGGGGAAUUCUUUUAUUGAAAUUGGAUAGUUUACCCUGAUUGGCGUUCAGAAAUCUAUUUUACAAAAAAUAAAUAAAUAGUUAUACUUGGGACCUUCAGGAGAAAAAUAUCCAAAUGUUGUUAAGAAGGCUUUCAUUAAAUAAAAAAAAUCUGUAAUUUUUAGGCACAUUUUUUCAAAGUUUGGCCUCUGCUUUUGAAAAUAGCUAUCCAAAUAUAUUUAAAGUAUGCAAUUAUAAUUAUCUGGGUGUUUGUACAGAUAUCAGAGUUUGUUUUGUAUUCUGAAAAAUUUGUAUGUGUGUGAGUUUUUCUUUUCAAUGUGACACUAAAAGCAGCAAAAUUAAUGAUGUUUCUGAAUCUUAACAUACGUUUUCAUUAUUUAAAAAACUGUUAUGUAUGAUUUUCAGGACAUUUUAGGAUAAGGAUUAAAGUCCUCAAUAUUAGUGCAUUUUUGGAUGUUAUCAUGGCUCUUUCUGGUCAUUUCUGGACACACACAUAUCACAUCAGUACCUUUUGAAAGGGUACUUGAAAAGUUACUACUGUUGACCUUUAUACCCUUUUUGUGUUCAGUAAGCCAUUACUGCAUUUGUAAAUAUGUCAAAUUUAAUGUCAGCCUGACCCAAAAUACAAUAAAUGACUGGGUCUAUUAAAAACA